AUGUGCCGUCGCCAGAGGUCGGAGUCCGCCGUAGCCCGGCAACACCGCGGGCCCGACUUUGUUCUUGUUGGCGUGCCCAUGCUGCAGUCGCCGGAGGGCUCCUCCAGCGACGACGACGACGACGACAACGACGACGCCCGUCGCCCCGAAAAUGUGCCUGCGGCGGCCGUACAGCGCCAGCCGCACCCGCCGAACCGGCCGCAGCGGAUGCAGCACAAGCGGGCGCAGCCGCCACAGGACGGAGUUCCCUGCGGUAGACACACUGAGGCUGUGAAGGUGCGAGAAGCUGCGGUCACGCCUCUCGGUCAUCGCAACUACGCCCAGGACGAGCGUGAGACGGCUGACUCGAGCGUGGGUGCCAGCAGCCUCUACCGAGCCGAGAGCAGCGUUGAACUGGCUACCAAGCCCUCCCUCUUCGCGACUUCUGUGGGGCGUUCUACCUUCACCUCUGCUCGCAGCGAAGGCAGAGGGAUGCCGAGUGCAUGGCUGCGUCCAGCCCCCAUGGCCCCCGAGGAGCACGACAGCGAAGGGGAUACCGUCGACGUUUCCACGGGUCCGGAUGAAGCGGAGCAAUCGCUGCAGAACCGCUUUUUGAACUAUCUGAGGGGUCGCUCGCAUUUGCUCGCCCCAAAGAGUGUGGUUGACCUCGGAAGUUUCUGUACGCAUGCGGGCUCGGCGCCUGGGGGCGGAAACCCCCUACAGUAUCCCGCGGACCAGCUGAACAAUGGCGGAAGCCUCUUCCUCUACUCAACCGGCACGGAGAGGCACAAGAGCCUGGCGUCCGCCGUGCCCCGCGCCGACAUUUUACUGGGCUCUUUCCUACAAACGAGUGGGUUUUAUGGGCUUGCGCGGCGGGCGAUGGAGUCGCCAGGGACGCGGCCGAACGGACCUGUUGGCGUCCUCAGCGACCAGUGGGGGAUCGACAGCUACACCGUACUGCCGCAGGUCGGCAGCCCAAAGGUGCUCGGCGAGUGGGUGCCCGCGCGCGUCCCCGAAGUCAAGUACGGGCGGCGGAACGGACGCCUUCCGGAGGUCGCCCCGGCAAGCAGGACAGUCGCCGUGGCGCAGCCAGCGAAGCGCUGGCGGAGAGUGCCGCAGCGGCCGGAGCGUAGGGUCUCCCCCGCGUAUGCGUGGGGGGACGGCUUUGCGGAGGAUGGGCCCUUCCCGCUGAACAUUUCCAGUCCGCUGGGCGAGGCCCGCUGCUCCCCGGAGCUUUUCUCGCUCCGGGAGCCGGUGGUGGCGACCCCCUUCGUCUGCGCCUGUGAGGCGGAGUACCCCAUGUAUAGGACGGAGGCGACGUCGCCGCGCGGCGUCCCGUGUCGGAGACGCCUUCUCGCCCCAUGA
Messenger RNA from Trypanosoma conorhini, 1344 nucleotides. RefSeq lists its product as uncharacterized. The transcript has a single exon. NCBI's taxonomy places the organism in Eukaryota, Euglenozoa, Kinetoplastea, Trypanosomatida, Trypanosomatidae. The record is from RefSeq and is a predicted model, not a curated record. The coding region runs from base 1 to 1344 and encodes 447 amino acids.